Mus pahari (shrew mouse) is the source of this 1562-nucleotide messenger RNA. It is a transcript of the gene Cdk3, whose product is annotated as cyclin dependent kinase 3. Gene Ontology annotation, biological process: signal transduction; G1/S transition of mitotic cell cycle; regulation of gene expression. The transcript has 7 exons. Bases 179 to 1126 code for a protein of 315 amino acids. Gene Ontology annotation, molecular function: cyclin-dependent protein serine/threonine kinase activity; cyclin binding; ATP binding. Gene Ontology annotation, cellular component: nucleus; cytoplasm; cyclin-dependent protein kinase holoenzyme complex. The record is from RefSeq and is a predicted model, not a curated record. NCBI's taxonomy places the organism in Eukaryota, Metazoa, Chordata, Mammalia, Rodentia, Muridae.
CCGCCUGGAGCUAGGUCAGGCGGACUGGGCAAGAAGCAGUCCUCAGCCUUGAGCCAUCUUCCCAAGCAAGAUGGGUGGCAGGCAGUGCAUGGGGAGAGCCAGGCCUGGGCUGGGGGUUAUGUGGAAACUGGAGUCUGGGGGACCAGAUUGAUUCUUGCUGUGAAGUUUAAAUGUCCAGAUGUGGUCUGUUUCCCCGGGCAGCUCUACAGACAUGGAUGUGUUCCAGAAGGUAGAGAAGAUCGGAGAGGGUACCUACGGGGUGGUCUACAAGGCCAGGAACAAAGUGACUGGGCAGCUUGUGGCCCUCAAGAAGAUCAGGCUGGAUCCGGAGACUGAGGGGGUUCCCAGCACUGCCGUCAGGGAGAUCUCCCUGCUGAAAGAAUUGAAGCACCCCAAUAUUAUCAAACUGCUGGAUGUGGUCCACAGAGAGAAGAAGCUGUACAUGGUAUUUGAGUUCCUCACUCAGGACCUGAAGAAGCACAUGGACUCCUCCCCCACCUCAGAGCUCCCUCUGCCUGUUGUCAAGAGCUACCUCUCCCAGUUGCUGCACGGGGUGAGUUUCUGCCACGCCCACCGGGUCAUUCACCGAGACCUGAAGCCGCAGAACCUGCUCCUCGAUGAGUUCGGGGCCAUCAAACUGGCCGACUUUGGACUGGCUCGGGCUUUCGGGGUUCCCCUGCGCACCUAUACCCACGAGGUGGUGACCCUGUGGUACCGUGCCCCCGAGAUCCUCUUGGGCAGCAAGUUUUAUUCAACAGCUGUGGACAUCUGGAGCAUUGGUUGCAUCUUUGCAGAGAUGGUCACUGGCAAAGCUCUGUUUCCUGGCGAUUCAGAGAUCGACCAGCUCUUUCGGAUCUUUCGAACCCUGGGGACCCCCAGUGAAGCCACAUGGCCAGGAGUCUCCCAGAUGCCCGACUAUCAGAGUAGCUUCCCCAAAUGGAACAGGAAGGAGCUGGAGGAAAUCGUGCCUAGUCUGGGACCAGAAGGCAAAGACCUGCUCCUGCAACUCCUGCAGUAUGACCCCAGCCAGCGGAUCUCGGCCAAGACUGCCCUGGCCCAUCCCUACUUCUCUACUGGGCACUCCCUAGCACCCCAACAAUGUACAGCUGAGCGUUUCUCCCACUGAGAACACGUAUGUGGGGCCCACCACCUCACACCCUCACCAGCUGCCUCCCACCCUGCCUUUCUGGGGAGAACAGACCCUGAGGGGCUUUGGUUCGUGUCACCUACAGGUUGGCAAGUUCCUGUAUUGUUUGUCGGGUUUAAUGGAGCCCUUUAAAAAGGCAUGCAGGUGCUCCCUGCUAAGGCACGGGGUGCAGAACUCUGAGACCCCAGCCCAUCGCCUUCACUGUGCAGCUGCAGAGCAUGGCCCCUGAGAGAGGGUGCCCUCUGCUGGACUUGAUUUUGUUUUAGGCUGUUGGGAGAAUUGAAUUCCAGUCCAGAAGACCUAGUUAAACAUGAGGGGCAGGGCAGUUCUCAGAUUCUAGGAGUGGUUACAGCACCUGAGGGCGUUCUAAGUAGUCGCACGUCAUAGGCAGUUGAUGUCCUUUCCUUGUGACACA